This is a messenger RNA of Adineta ricciae, 579 nucleotides long. Lineage: Eukaryota; Metazoa; Rotifera; Eurotatoria; Adinetida; Adinetidae. The record is from the annotation of a GenBank genome assembly.
AUGCAUCCGAAAAUUGACGUAUUGCCUUCGUACGAGAAAGCUGUACAGAACUUAAAUGAACCUCCGCCAUCGUACGCAACAGUUAUCGAAAGCGAAGAUACUUCUUCUUGCAUCGUUUCCAAAUUAAUGAAAUAUAUUUGCAAACAUUUUGCGGCUUAUAAAUUGACUACAGCGCUGGCUACUGUUUUAAUCUUGUUCUCGAUUAUCUCACUAACCGCUUUGAUUAUCGGAGUUCAUGAUCAUUCCAGCUGUUCUCGAAGACUGACACCAGCUAUAUGGUUGAUUGUGUUCGGUGCGUUUACUUUUGUUUUGUGUUGGAUCAUGAGUAUCCUGACGAUUGCUCGAACUAUCCUUGCUGAUCCAUAUCGUCGAUGGUGUAAAAUUGCUUUGAUUAUUGUUUCCGUUUCAAUUUGCAUUUUUAAUUUAACCUGGGGCUUUCUUCAAGUUGCUCUUGUUUCUUCGACAUCUGGCACGAAUGUACUUGAUCGAUGUAAUCCAAUCGUAAUGAACUUCGCACAAUGUCUGAGUUUCUUCAUAAUGGUGACGGCUUGCUGUGUUUUUACUUGCUUAUUCACUUGA